Molecule: messenger RNA, 8622 nt
Organism: Acanthoscelides obtectus
Lineage: Eukaryota; Metazoa; Arthropoda; Insecta; Coleoptera; Chrysomelidae
Source: the annotation of a GenBank genome assembly
UUGUUGUUUCAGGCCGAAUAUAAUGCAGCUGACGUAAUAGUGAUGACCAUAAUAAGAUGCCUGGCCGUGCUAUAUUCGUACUACCAGUUCUGCAAACUACAAAAAAUAGGCUCUAAAUACAUUCUUGGAAUUGCAGGACUGUUCACGGUAUUCUCGAGCUUCAUUUUCACAACGACAGUAUUGAAGCUAUUGAAAAUAAACAUAGCUGACCUAAAAGAUGCGCUGUUCUUUUUUCUUUUGUUGAUCGACCUGUCAAAAGCUGCUAUGCUUGCCCAGUUUGCUUUAACUGCGUCAAAUCAAACUGAAGUAAAACGCAACAUUGCCAGAGGUAUGUCCCUGCUGGGGCCUACAAUUACCUUGGACACUAUAGUCGAAACCUUAGUUUUAGGUGUUGGAACAUUGUCAGGUAUUCAAAGACUUGAGACGCUGUCAUAUUUUGCUUGCCUGUCAGUAUUGGUGAACUAUGUAGUUUUUAUGACAUUCUAUCCUGCCUGCCUGUCACUGAUAUUAGAGUUAUCGCGUUAUGGGAAGAAAAACUGCCUUUUAAUUUCAAAAGCUUUCAAAGAAGAGGACCACAAGGCAAAUCCUGUAGUGCACAGAGUUAAGCUCAUUAUGUCAGCCGGUCUGAUGCUAGUCCAUGCACAGAGCCGCUGGCCUUUCCGUAACGAAGAUGCUGACGAUAUUCCACACAUUGGUGCCGAACAUCUAGCCCUGAACAAAACUGACGAACCUGCCCUACAUGGUUACAUCAUGAGAUGGAUGUACCUAAGCGCAGACCAUAUAGUGAUUCUGAUACUACUGCUGGCCUUGGUUGUCAAAUUCAUAUUUUUUGAAAACAAGGACGACUUUGCCGAACAAAUAAAGGCAGAAUUUUCGAAUUGUAAGGAUAUUGACCAAAGUUUGAAUGACCAAGUAAAACAGCAAUUUAAACCAGAAAUGGCACUGUUUAAGCCCAAUGACACUUUCUUUAUUGAAAAUAGUGAUGGAGAAAAUUCAGACGGACCAGAAACGGAAGAGAAAGCAGUGCAAACAACAAAGUAUGAUUUCGUGCAGGAGAAUUAUUUUCAAGAAAAAGAAGAAUCAAAACCUGAAAGAAGUUUAGAUGAAUGCUUGGCAAUUUACAACUCAGACUUAGGAGCAGUAGCCUUAACAGACAACGAAGUAAUUUUAUUGGUGAAACACAAACAUAUCGCAGCCUAUCAGAUAGAAAAAGCAGUUGACGACCAUGUGAGAGGCGUUGGAAUUAGAAGAAAGAUCUUAGCUAGGGAAGCCAAUAUACUGAAGGCUCUUACAGACUUACCCUAUAUGAACUACGAUUAUGGACUGGUUAUGGGUGCAUGUUGCGAAAACGUGAUAGGAUACAUGCCCGUCCCUGUAGGCUAUGCUGGUCCGCUGAUUUUGAAUGGUGCCGAGCUUUACGUACCAAUGGCCACAACUGAAGGCUGUCUAGUCGCUAGCACAAAUAGAGGCUGUAGGGCUUUGAAACCAGGUGGAGUCACCAGCAGAGUAGUGGCAGACGGAAUGACCCGAGGACCUGUUGUGAGGUUUCCCUCAAUCACUGAUGCUAGUGCGGCGAUGAAAUGGAUGGAAUCUCCCGAAAAUUUCCUUCUCAUCAAGGAUCAAUUCGACUCCAGUAGCAGAUUCGCUAGAUUGGCAAAGAUCCUGAUAAAGAUCGCAGGUCGAUAUUUGUUCAUUAGAUUUGUUGCUAAGACUGGCGAUGCUAUGGGUAUGAACAUGAUAUCAAAAGGCACCGAAAUUUCCCUCAAAUAUGUACAGACUGUGUUCCCUACCAUGGAUAUAGUGAGUCUCAGUGGCAACUUUUGUACGGAUAAGAAACCAUCUGCCGUCAACUGGAUUGAAGGAAGAGGUAAAUCAGUGGUUUGUGAAGCGGUGAUUCCAGCAAAAACAGUGAUGACAGUACUUAAAACGACAGUCCAGGCUCUGGUAGAUGUGAAUUACUCAAAGAAUAUGAUCGGGUCAGCGGUAGCCGGGAGCAUCGGUGGAUUUAACGCCCAUGCAGCAAAUAUCGUCACAGCUAUCUUCAUUGCAACUGGCCAGGAUCCUGCGCAAAAUGUUGGAAGUAGUAACUGCAUGACUUUGAUGGAGCCGUAUGGACCGAAAGGGGAAGACUUGUACAUCUCUUGCACAAUGCCCUCGAUAGAAAUAGGAACAAUAGGAGGCGGUACAGUCCUGCCAGCACAGGCAGCCUGCCUAGAAAUGCUCAAAGUGAAAGGUGCUCAUCCAGAACUUCCUGGAGAAAAUGCCAGCCAGUUAGCCAGAAUAGUCUGCGGUAUGGUUCUUGCUGGAGAGCUGUCCCUUAUGGCUGCAUUGGCUGCUGGACAUCUGGUCAGAAGCCAUCUGAGACACAACCGAUCUAGCACCCUGCUACCACAAACUACGAGCUACCGCGAGAAAAUCUGCACUAAUGAUAACCUUUUGGCUCCUCCUUGCAGGGAUAUUUAAGGAGAUUAAUGUUGUUAUUUAUUUUUGAGGUGUUAUAAAUGUAUUUACUUAUUUAUGGUAGCAUAGAGCAUUUGGAAGAUGUUGCAGUUGGCAGGAGAUAAGCAGACUGGAUCAAGUAGUAGAUAGCUGAUGAAUGAUGAACGAUUCCACUAGAAGCCAGUUUUCUUGUUUAUCGUUAUGCGCAUGUGAUAAUUUAUCUAAAAUCAAAAUUUACUGUGAUAAAUCCAAACGACUAUGGAUACAAAAUAAAUAUGCAAGACAUCCACCGUCCAAUGUCAAAAUCAGGUGUUUACUGAGUUCAGUGAUGACCUUGCAUUUGACCUUGAGGGUCACCUUCAAGGUUGCGUCAAGUCACAGCGUCAUUCGAAAGAGCAAAAAAUUCUGCUAACGAAUAUGUAUUACGAUCUAAGACCAAUGCCACCUCUGUGACCUCAAAUGUGUGAGGCUAGAAAAAUUCCUACAGGUUCAGUACCUUUCAACAAAAAUCAAUAUUAACCUUGAAGUUGACCUUGAGCCUCACCUUCAAGGGCAUAAUACUAUAUGAGUAAGUAUCAUCGUUCAAAGAGCAUAGAUUCCCAGUUAAACAAAGAGUUGACCUUGAAAUGACUGAAGACGUUUGAGGCUCAUGCAAGGUCACUAUUGAAGUCUUGCUGAGGAUUUUUCCAUCAACAAUCCUACUAAGCUUCUAGGAAGUUUCCCACGGCAAAUGCCUAUAGAUGCCAAAUGAAUAUACAAGACAUCCACCGUCCAAUGUCAAAAUCAGGGGUUUACUGAGUUCAGUGAUGACUUUGUAUUUGACCUUGAGCGUCACCUUCAAGGUUGCGUCAAGGAUACAGCGGCAAUCGAAAGAGAAAAAAAUUCUGCUAACGAAUAUGUAUUACGAUCUAAGACCAAUGCCACCUCUAUGACCUCAAAUGUGUGAGGCUAAAGAAAAUUCCUACAGGUUCAGUACCUUUCAACAAGAAUUAAUAUUAACCUUGAAGUUGACCUUGAACCUCACCUUCAAGGGCAUAAUACUAUAUGAGUACGUAUCAUUGUUCAAAGAGCAUAGAUUCCCAGUUAAGCAACGAGUUGACCUUGAAAUGACUGAAGAAGUUCGAGGCUCAUGCAAGGUCACUAUUGAAAGCUUGCUGAGGAUUUUUCCAUCAACAAUCCUACUAAGCUUCUAGGAAGUUCCUCACGGCAAACGACUCUAGAUACCAAAUGAAUAUACAAGACAUCCACCGUCCAAUGUCAAAAUCAGGUGUUUACUGAGUUCAGUGAUGACCUUGCAUUUGACCUUGAGCGUCACCUUCAAGGUUGCGUCAAGGACACAGCGGCAAUCGAAAGAGCAAAAAAUUCUGCUAAUGAAUAUGUAUUACGAUCUAAGACCAAUGUCACCUGUGAAGGUCAAAUGUAUGAGGCUAAAGAAAAUUUCUACAGGUUCAGUGCCUUUCAACAAGAAUCAAUAUUAACCUUGAUGUUAACCUUGAGCCUCACCUUCAAGGUCAUAAUAGUAUAUGAGUACGUCCAUUGUUCAAAGAGGAUAGAUUCCCAGUUAAACAUAGAGUUGACCUUGAAAUGACUGAAGACGUUCGAGGCUCAUUCAAGGUCACUAUUGAAAUUCUUUCUGGAAGAACAAUCCUACUAAGUUUCUAGCAAGUUUCCCACGCCAAACUACUAUGGAUACCAAAUGAAUAUACAAGACAUCCACCGUCCAAUGUCCACUAUACUGGGUGUAAGAAAAGUAACAGAACAGCUCUGCACUAGUCCAAGGUAUUUUUGAGACAGGUUCAGACAGGUCAGGCCUUUUACUGAAUUUGAACAACAAGCGCAGUGAUGACUUUAAGUUUGAUCUUGAGACUCACCUUCAAGGUUGUGUCAAGGUGAAUUUUGGUUUCUUUUUGACAGCGGCAUUCGAAAGAGCGAAAAAUUCUUCCCGAAUAUGUAUCACGAUCCAUGUCACCUCUAUAGGUCAGAUGAAAGUCAAUUGUGUGAGGCUACAGAAAAUUCUUACAGGUACAGUAACUUUCAACAACAAUCAAUAUUACCAACCUUGAAGUUUACCUUGAGCCUCACCUUCAUGGUCAUGUAGAGAACGUAUUAUUGUUCAAAGAGGAGGGAUUCCCUCUUAAGCAAAGAGUUGACCUUGAAAUGACUGAAGAUGUUCAAGGCCUUUAGGACGCUAUUGACAUUCUUGCUGAAAGAAAAAAGGAUUUUUCCAUCAACAAUCCUACUAAGCCUCGCAGUUUUGAGAGGUCCUUGAUUCAUUUUGUUACGUAAUAAAAUUUAUCCUGAACUUUCAAUUGCCGAUUUAAUUUACAAACCUCACCCUUGAAGGUGAGGUGGAUAUCUGAUUAUUGUAAGCGUCGUCUUCCAUAGCGUUUUACCUUCCUUUCCGCAAGAUUUCUGGCGUUGUAACUGCUAUUUUUACGUCAAUAUGCUCAAAGUCAGAGCCAUUGAGUGCUUUCUUGAAGUGAGUGCCUUUGUUUAAUCUGGCUGAAACCACAGGGUGGAUAUUUUUUCACAGCUCUUAUUGAAAUAUUGUUACGAAAACGACCGUAACUGUGACUGACUGCUUCCGUCAUCUGGUCGGGUAUUUAUUCCCCUGUCGACGAGUCGAGAUAUGUUCCAGCAUUUUCCAGGCCGAGUCACGAACGUCCAUGGAAGUAUCUAAUAUUCAUACGAGAGUAUAUCUCGCUGGUACCCAGAGUUCCAGUUAUAGGGCGUUGCAAUAUGUUAGCGUUAUUUAAUUUUAAGAACCAGCAAUAGAAACUGGACUCCAGUUGUCAGCACAACGGAAGUUUAAUACUGUUUCUUUAACGAAUGUCUGGAACGAGAUGACGUCUAGUACUGAGGGUUCCCAAGCCUUAAAAUGAAGUAUGCACCCAACAGACUCUGAACUUUAUAUUAAAUUUUCCAAGCAUUGCCUAAUGAAUCCUAAAAUAUCAAAAGUAAAUUUUGAGAACGGACGCGAGGAAAGUAAUUCAAAGUAUGACAUUCAUUUUGCGGUAUCCUGUACAUCCACAUUAAGAAAUGUUCAAAGGUUCUUGGAUAUCAAAUAUACAGGGUGUUCCGUACAUUAAUGGACAUAGUAAGGCGUUAGGUAGUAUGGACCGAGACUGUUUUAUAUCUGAAAGUUGAAAAGUUCUAAAUUCAAUUUUUACCGAUAUACAGGGUGAUUCAUCUAAACCCACCAAAUGCUUAAUAUCACAUAUCUCAGGCACCAUUGAACGGAUUUUGUUGACAUUUUGCAUGAUAAAAAAGUUGACUAGGAGUAACUCAAAACUAUACGGACGGGGUCAGACUCGAUUUUUCUUAUUAUCUUGUUUUUUAUCAAAAUCAACACCUUUUAAGCUGGAUUUGACUAUGUAUAAAAAAAUAGAUUGAUUGCGCCUCUUUUAGCUUUUUAGUAAAAAAAAAACUAUUUAUUCAGAUAUCUUAUUUUUAGCAGUUUAAGCUUAAAAUUUUGAGGGUUAUCAACUUAGUUUUACCAACAUUUUACAAAAUUAUGCUUGGAAUUGAACUGAGGGAACUAAGAAUUCCAGUGUCGGAUUUUUUUAUUUCCUUGUAUUUUGAUGAGUGCAACGCUCUGUAAGUUAUGUUCUAGAUUUAUUAUUUCGCAAAAAAAUGAGGAAAAUCGGGCUCGGAUCUGGAUUUUUGAAGCGGCCGUAUAGUUAUACGUAAAUCCUAGGCAACUUUGUUAUCGUACAAAAUUUCAAUAAAAUCGGUUCAAUAGUUCCUGAGACAUACGGUAUUAAAUAUUAUUGAUGAUUUGGUGGGCUUAGAUAAAUCACCCUGUAUAUCCGUACAAACUGAACUUAGGACUUGAUUUUCAGAUAUGAAGCGGUCUUCGUCUAUGCAACCUACCAUUUUACUAUAUCCAUUUGAGUACGGAACAACCUGUAUGUACAUUGGGCAAACUUCCAUUGUACAUACAAAAUUGAACUUCCAUUGCAUCUUCUAGAAGCUCAAUCUGACAAGUUGGCAUGUUUCGUCGGAUAUUUAGAUUCUUCAUUCCUCGAGUUUGGUGGAAAAUACCCAUUUCUCUUUCUUGGAAAUAGUGAAAUGAUAGUGCUCGUUCAUUUUUGCUGUCUACUACUUCAGGUCAGUCUGGAAAAUACCUGAGCGUGUAUUUUUUUGUAUUUUACGUCGUUGCAAAAAUUAGGAAUUUAGCGAUUUUUAGAACUCUGCUGGCCUAUUCUAAAAUUGUACCGAGCAAUGGUGUAUUUCCGACAAAUUAUGAAACUUUGCAUCCUUUAAAUAUCCUGAUUUUUGCCGACAUUUAUUCAGUUUGUAAAUUGGCGUAUUUUAGUUAACUUAUUUUCCAUUGUUUUAUCACAUGUUCUUCACCGAAUACGACUUCUUGUUAAGCCACGAAGUAUUACGAAAAAAUGAUACGCAGGAACAUCGAAUGCGCACACUUGAAAUGCACACCUCUUUUGUUACAAUAUACUGGGUGUUCAUUUGAAAACUUAUUUAUCGAAAACCACUGAUUAAAAGAAAAAACGCCGAGACACGUUAAAGGAUUUGUCAAGGAGGACAACGUUUUAACCAAAAACUACUUCACCCCUUUUCACCCUCUGCCCCCAGGGUCAUCCGCUUAAAAAUUUUAAAUGACAAAAGGGUAUCGAGUGAUAGCUUGUUUGAAAGGUAUUUCAAAUUCCUUUAUUUCGACGUUUGAUUUUUUUAAAUCAGUCGAUUCGUUUCCAAGAAAAUUAUAAAAAUCUUUAUUUAUCUUAAUUUGUUCAGAUAGAUAUCAAAAAUACACGAAAAUAUCACCUUUAUUUCAAUAAGUGUUCAAAAUGUUGCCCCUUAAACUUUCAGGUUGGGAAGUAAACACAAUAGAUUUCAAUUGGCCCCAUAGAAAAAAGUCUAAUGGCGUCAAAUCAGGAGAUCUACCAGGCCAUUCUAUAGGCCCCCUUCGCCCUAUCUAGUAAGACAGUGCUCCUCCUCACUACGUUCUUCGGCAAUGGCUAGGCGACGAGUUUCCAGGUUAACGGAUAGGGCGAAGAGGGCCUAUAGUAUUGACGUCAUUACUUUUUUCUAUGGACCCAUUUGAAAUCUAUUGUGUUUACUCCCCAACCUGCAAGUUUGGAUGAACUUCUUCAACGCAUCAUCGAAAGCUGCCAUGGUAUCCCACAACAUAUUUUUGAAAAUGUCAGUCUGGAAUUUCAACAUCGCCUAUAUCAUUGUCUGGCCAAUAACGGGCAAAAUUUUGAACACUCAUUGAAAUACAAAGUGAUUCGUGUGUUUAUGUUUUCUAUCUGAACAAGAUAAAUGAAGAUUUUUAUAAUUUUCUUGAAAACGAAUCGACCGAUUUUAAAAAAUCAAACGUCAAAAUAAUGGACUUUAAAGGACCUAUCAAAUAAUAUAUUACUCGAUACCCCUUGACUUUUAACUUUUUUAAGGGGUUGACCCUGGGGGCAGAGGGUGAAAGGGGGUCAAGUAGGUCUUAAUUAAAAAGUUGUCCCCUCUGACAACUCUCUUGACGUGUCUAAGCGUUUUUCCUUUUAAUCAGUGGUUUUCGAUAAAUCCGUGGUAAGAAGUUUUCAGAUGAACACCCUGUUUAUCAAAAUGCAGAUGCCGUCCAUUGUCCAAUAACUGUACAAAAUUGGAACAUUAUUUGAUCUGUUUUAACAGAUAAAAAUAUACCUGAUGUAUCUUAAUGCUGAUAGCUCUGUACAGAUGUAUAGCUUUAUCUAACUACUAGUUACCGUAGGAGGAUAGUACACCAGUAAGGAGUCAUCUAUGAGACGUCAAAAAGGUCUUGAGCGAUUUUGCCUGAAAUCCAAAACACUUGAAUGAUAUGCAGAUAACCCAAGAAAUUCAUAUGGAACUUAUACUUUCGAUCACUUUGUCUUAAACGUUAGGUUAGAUUUCAAGGUCAUCUCAUUCAUCUCUGAGACUGAGCUUACUCUGAAAGAUCCAGUUACUCAAAACUUUCACUUUUGCUCAGAAUAUUUGCUACAAGGUCAAGGUUACAUUUCAAGAUUCCUUUGCUUAUACUUCCAGGGUAGUUCGUUGCUUAAUAAUACAAUAAUUGUCUGUGAUGUUCAUCCGAGUUUUUCUAUUUGUUAAAUGGGAACAGUUCGAAGAAUGUAUUUGUUACAUGAAAGGAGUCGAAUGAUUAUUUUCUAUUAUAUUUAAUGUGUUGUAAAUAAAAUGUUUCAAUAUGCA